Messenger RNA from Myotis myotis, 9496 nucleotides. RefSeq names its product Ral GTPase activating protein catalytic subunit alpha 1 (gene RALGAPA1). Gene Ontology annotation, molecular function: GTPase activator activity. The record is from RefSeq and is a predicted model, not a curated record. Gene Ontology annotation, cellular component: nucleus; cytoplasm. Gene Ontology annotation, biological process: regulation of small GTPase mediated signal transduction; positive regulation of GTPase activity. The transcript has 42 exons. The coding region runs from base 415 to 8298 and encodes 2627 amino acids. NCBI's taxonomy places the organism in Eukaryota, Metazoa, Chordata, Mammalia, Chiroptera, Vespertilionidae.
GGAUCCGGGCUGCUAGAGACGCUAUAACCUUAAGGGGGCCUCCGGGAGAGGGGAGCGGGGCUGCUGACGCCGGGAGCCCCACCCCGCCGCUCCGGUCCCGCGCCGGCCUGUGGCGGCGAGCUGCGGCCACAGGAAGCGGGCGGCGGCGGCCUCCCCAGGUCUCCCCAGCUCCGUGCACGGCUGGAGGAGGGAUCCGCCAUAUUGUGGCCGCAGCCGAAGGCGCCCGGCAGCGCGAGGCGGGUGGAGGUGGCGGCCCCGGCCCCGGCCCGGGUCUGGCAGGAGUCGGCUGCCCCGGGGCCCGCAGGGUUGGGGAGUGAAUGAGCCGCUCGCGCUAGUCUCCUCCCCGCCCACUCCCUCCGCUCUCCGCCGCCGGGACCGCGCCGGGAGGGGGCCGGAGACGGCCGUGGCGGCAGGAUGUUCUCCAAGAAGCCGCACGGGGACGUGAAGAAAUCCACCCAAAAGGUGCUGGACACCAAGAAGGACGCGCUGACCCGACUCAAGCACCUGCGCUGCGUCAUCGAGAAUGCAGAGUCUAUCGAUCUCAAGCAGUUUUUUGACCAACAUUUUUCACAUAUAUAUUAUGUGUUCUUUGAGAAUUUCGUGACUAUUGAAGCUAGUCUUAAACAGAAAGGUCACAAGUCUCAAAGGGAGGAAUUGGAUGCUAUACUUUUUAUUUUUGAGAAAAUUUUACAACUUCUUCCGGAAAGAAUUCAUCAGCGAUGGCAAUUUCAUAGUAUUGGAUUGAUUUUAAAGAAACUACUUCACACAGGAAACUCCUUGAAGAUCAGGCGGGAAGGUGUUCGUCUUUUCUUAUUAUGGUUGCAAGCUCUUCAAAGUAACUGUAGCAAAGAGCAGCUUUGGAUGUUUUCAUGCUUAAUCCCUGGAUUUUCUGCACCACAAUCCGAAUAUGGACCUCGAACUUUAGAUAAUCUCAUUAAUCCUCCACUCAAUCUUCAAGAAACUCAAGUUACUAUAGAGGAAAUCACUCCUCUUGUUCCCCCACAAUCAGGAGAUAAAGGACAAGAAGAUCUCACAAGCUAUUUUCUUGAAGCACUUUUAAAAUAUAUAGUAAUUCAGGUAAAAAGUUUAGAAUGGAAGAACAAAGAAAAUCAAGAAAGGGGAUUUUCAUUUCUGUUUUCACAUUUUAAGAAGUACUACUUGUCUUAUAUUUUUCCAAACAUGUGCAAGGAGAGCAGUUUAUAUCAUCCUGUACUUGAUAUUCCACAGAUGAGACCAAAGCCACAUUAUGUCAUGAUAAAAAAGGAUGCUGAAACAAAUGAAGCAAUAUAUUGUACGAAGGAGCCUUUCAUUAAGGCUCGUGUUAUUGUCAUUCGUUGGCUGGUUUCUUUCUGGCUUGAGCCAAAGCCACAUACAGGACCUCAUAUUCCUGGGAUGGAAGGUGAAAUCUUGCCAAAGAAUAUUCAGAGAGCAGCAGCUAGUUUGGUAUCCAGAGAAGAAAACAAGAAUGAUAAUACUGAUAAAACAGAUAGAACUACAGAACCAGAACAGUCUCAUUCUAAUACAAGCACUCUGACGGAGCGAGAACCUAGCUCAUCUAGCCUCUGUAGUAUUGAUGAGGAACAUCUCACAGACAUUGAAAUAGUUCGCAGAGUUUUUUCUUCUAAAAGAAGUAACGUAAACUUUGUCACGGAGAUAUUUCGUCAGGCAUUUUUAUUACCAAUUUGUGAAGCAGCAGCAAUGAGGAAAGUAGUAAAAGUAUAUCAAGAAUGGAUUCAGCAAGAGGAAAAACCUUUGUUCAUGCAAGAGCCUGAAGAAAUUGUGAUUUCUUCUUCAGACUUACCUUGCAUUGACAGUGUUGUAGAACAUGAUAUUUCAAUGGAAGAAGGAGAAAAGAGAGAAGAGGAAAAUGGGACCAACAUUGCUGAUCAUGUUCGAAAUUCCACUUGGGCAAAAAAUGGCACCUACCAAGAUGUUCUUCAUAAUGCCUCUGAAGAAGCCACAGAACAAAACAUACGAGCUGGUACCCAGGCAGUUUUGCAGGUGUUUAUUAUAAACUCAUCAAAUAUAUUUCUUCUUGAACCUGCAAAUGAAAUAAAAAGUCUUUUGGAUGAGCACACAGAUAUGUGUAAACGUAUUCUUAACAUUUAUCGGUUCAUGGUUGUGCAAGUAUCAAUGGACAAAAAGACUUGGGAACAGAUGCUGCUUGUGUUGCUCAGAGUCACAGAGUCUGUACUGAAGAUGCCAUCACAAGCUUUUCUACAGUUCCAGGGGAAAAAAAAUAUGACCUUGGCAGGUCGACUUGCAGGACCACUUUUUCAGACUCUUAUAGUUGCCUGGAUCAAAGCAAAUCUAAAUGUGUACAUAUCCCGAGAACUUUGGGAUGAUUUACUCUCAGUCUUGUCAUCAUUGACCUAUUGGGAAGAAUUAGCCACUGAAUGGUCACUGACUAUGGAGACACUAACUAAAGUUUUAGCUAGAAAUUUAUAUAGUUUGGAUCUCGGUGAUUUACCAUUGGAUAAGCUGAGUGAACAGAAGCAAAAAAAGCAUAAAGGGAAAGGAGUUGGACAUGAAUUUCAGAAAGUUUCAGUUGAUAAGUCAUUUUCUAGAGGAUGGAGUCGUGAUCAGCCUGGCCAAGCUCCAAUGAGACAGAGAAGUGCAACAACCACUGGUUCCCCAGGAACUGAAAAGGCGAGGAGUAUAGUACGACAAAAAACUGUUGCCAUGAGAAGCCGAUCCAUUGGUGAAUGUGCUCUGCCAUCGGCCUAUAUACGCAGUGCUAAAAGUGCUCCUGUUCUGAUCCAUACUUCCAAACCCUUCUUGCCUGAUAUUGUUCUCACUCCCCUUUCUGAUGAGCUUUCAGAUAUUGAUGAUACUCAAAUACUUCCCCGCCCAACUCGAGUCAGACAUUUUUCACAAAGUGAAGACACUGGGAAUGAAGUUUUUGGUGCAUUGAAUGAGGAACAGCCACUGCCUCGAAGUAGCAGCACUUCUGACAUCUUGGAACCAUUCACUGUUGAACGAGCCAAAGGUGCAGUUCCUGUCAUUGACAGUUCGUCCCGUCAUGCGCCAAGCUUGCAGAGUUCCACAGAGGCUUCUUCAAUAACUAGAUCCACUGAAAGCCACAUCACUGAUACUCAUAGUAGAGAGUCUUCUCUGGAAGUUGGUGAUAGCAUAUAUGACCAUCUUUGUCACUUAAUAGAUCCAGUAGAACUCGCAGAUUCAGCUUUUGAACAAAUCCAGUACAUUGACCUUGAAGGAGAUGACGAUCUUCUUUCCUCCCUGAAAGAAUAUUUUAAGGAAAACCAGGAAAAUCACAGUAAAAAUGAGUUAGGUAAAGAUGCAGCUUCUCAGGAAGUGAUUAUUGCAGUAAAUAGGGAUGAAAGGUCAUCCUUAGAUAAAUUAGAAUACCUAGAUCAAGAAAAUAAAUUAGAAAAUAUCUCCUCUUUUGUUGGGACUCCUGUAAACAUACAGUUUCAAAGAGAACAAAACUCAUCUGUCUUCAUGAAUAAUAUUUCAUCUAACCAAUUAGAUAGUUUUAUGAGAACAAAGACUUCUGAAAAAUCUAAGCAACUAAACAGUGAUAAACAGUCAUCGGAACCUAGUUCAGGUAGCCCUUGUGAUAAAGAAAAGAGGAAAUAUCUAUAUCGACAAGCAGCCACAGAAUUAGAUGCUUGUGUAGAUAUAACACUAGUUGAAAAGGUUAUAGAUAUGCAAAUUAAUGAAAACAAAACUGUCCCUCAUGUUAUGCAUGCCAAGAAAAGCACACUAAAAGCACCUGUUAACCGUAGAAUGCCUCAUGUUACAAACACUAGCAAGCUUUCUCCAACCAAAAGGAGCUUGUCUGAAACAGUAACUCAUAGAGCCAAAAUCAUGAAAAUUGCUACUAAAAAACGAACUAGUGUUCAUGUUACUUUUAGACCAUCUACUGAGUCAGUUCAGUUUUAUAAUCCUAUGGAAAACAAAGAGGCCCCAUGGAAGAUGAGACUGCGGAAGCUCAGUGGCUUCAGUAGUAGUAGCAAUAGCAACACCAGUAACCCCCCCCAUACCAGCUCAAAUAGUGUUUCUGAGCUAGUAAAACCUGGUGUGUACAGACCUCUAGAUACAGUUGGUACAACAUCAAUAAGUAGUAAAACAAUUAAGGAGUCUACAGAAAUUCCCACCAUAUUACAAAAGGAAGGAAUUGCAAGUAAUCAGCUAGGUAGUCGUAGUACUCUUAGAUCAUCAAGUCAUGAUACAGGACUACCGCAGGGCUCCCUGGGUGGCGUUUAUAAAACUGUUGUACAUGCUCUUUCAAAGCCGAAGGCAAAUGUUUCCCCACAGAGGCAGAACAGAAUGCCACCAGAGGCUCCACUGAGGGAUCUGUACAGUCAUGUAAUGGGCUAUUUUGGAAGGAAAGCUGCAGUCAAUAAAGAGGAUAUGAGCCCAAAACUGCCUCCUCUUAAUAGUGAUAGUGGCAGCAGCAAUGCUAAUGUUCCUGAUCUGAUGGAUGAGUUUAUAGCAGAACGACUUCGAAGUGGUAAUGCCUCAACUAUGACAAGAAGAGGAAGUAGUCCAGGCAGCCUCGAAAUUCCCAAAGACCUUCCUGAUAUUCUGAACAAGCAGAACCAAAUGCGCCCUAUUGAUGACCCAGGUGUACCCUCAGAAUGGACUUCUCCUGCCAGUGCAGGGAGCAGCGAUCUUAUCAGCUCAGAUAGUCAUUCGGAUUCUUUCAGUGCUUUCCAAUAUGAUGGACGAAAAUUUGACAAUUUUGGCUUUGGAGCUGAUACUGGGAUUGCAUCAUCUGCUGAUGUGGAUUCAGGUUCUGGUCACCAUCAGAGUACUGAAGAGCAAGAAGUGGCUAGUCUAACCACGCUUCACAUAGAUUCUGAAACAAGCAGCCUUAAUCAACAAGCUUUCUCUGCUGAAGUUGCAACGGUUACUGGGAGAGUAGAAGAGAGAGGGAAAGACAGAAACAUCGAUGUGAGAGAAACACAUCAAUUGGUUGCCUUGUGCACCAGUUCUGACCAGAGCCGGUGCCAGGGAGGAACCUGCAAUCAAGGUUCAGAAAGUGCUUCUCCAGUUCAUUCAGCUCUGGGAUCCAGGUCACAAACACCUUCUCCUUCUACAUUGAAUAUAGAACAUAUGGAACAGAAAGAUCUGCAGCUUGAUGAGAAACUUCACCACUCUGUUCUUCAGACGCCAGAUGACCUAGAAAUCAGUGAAUUUCCAUCUGAAUGUUGUAGUGUGAUGGCAGGGGGUACUCUUACAGGAUGGCAUGCUGAUGUUGCUACUGUAAUGUGGCGGAGAAUGCUAGGCAUUUUGGGAGAUGUCAAUGCUAUUAUGGAUCCUGAAAUACAUGCUCAAGUUUUUGAUUACCUCUGUGAACUUUGGCAGAAUUUAGCUAAGAUUAGAGAUAACCUCGGCAUUUCGACUGAUAACCUGACCUCCCCUUCUCCACCAAUUUUGAUACCUCCAUUGAGAAUUCUUACACCUUGGCUUUUCAAGGCAACCAUGUUGACUGAUAAAUAUAAGCAAGGGAAAUUACAUGCUUAUAAGCUUAUUUGCAAUACAAUGAAAAGAAGACAAGAUGUUUCUCCAAAUAGAGAUUUUCUGACACAUUUUUAUAACAUAAUGCAUUGUGGAUUACUUCAUAUCGAUCAGGAUAUUGUCAAUACAAUCAUCAAGCACUGCUCACCUCAGUUUUUUUCACUUGGUUUGCCUGGUGCCACAAUGCUUAUUAUGGAUUUUAUUGUAGCAGCUGGCAGAGUGGCUUCUUCAGCUUUUCUCAAUGCACCAAGAGUGGAAGCGCAAGUUCUUCUGGGAUCUUUAGUUUGCUUUCCUAACUUAUAUUGUGAACUGCCUGCUCUUCAUCCCAAUAUUCCUGAUAUUGCUGUGUCUCAAUUUACAGAUGUUAAGGAACUUAUAAUCAAAACUGUAUUAAGCUCAGCAAGAGAUGAGCCCUCUGGCCCUGCACGAUGUGUAGCACUUUGCAGUUUAGGUAUUUGGAUUUGUGAAGAACUAGUCCAUGAGUCUCAUCAUCCUCAAAUUAAGGAAGCUCUGAAUGUAAUUUGUGUUUCCUUGAAGUUUACUAAUAAAACAGUAGCCCAUGUAGCUUGUAACAUGCUUCACAUGCUGGUUCACUAUGUACCUAGACUUCAGAUUUACCAGCCUGAUUCUCCCUUGAAAAUUAUUCAAAUCCUGAUAGCCACUAUUACCCAUCUUUUGCCAAGUACAGAAGCUUCAUCUUAUGAAAUGGACAAGAGAUUGGUGGUAUCUUUACUUCUGUGCCUUUUGGACUGGAUCAUGGCCUUACCCCUAAAGACACUGCUCCAACCAGUCCAUGCUACGGGAGCAGAAAAUGAUAAAAUAGAAAAAUCUGUUCUCAAUUGUAUUUAUAAGGUAUUACAUGGAUGUGUUUAUGGAGCUCAGUGUUUUAGCAAUCCAAAGUAUUUUCCAAUAAGCCUAUCAGACUUGGCAUCUGUAGAUUAUGAUCCCUUUUUGCAUUUGGAAAGUCUGAAAGAACCUGAACCUCUGCACUCUCCUGAUUCAGAACGAUCUUCUAAACUCCAGCCAGUAACAGAAGUGAAAACUCAAAUGCAACAAGGAUUAAUUUCUAUAGCUGCUCGUACUGUUAUUACACAUCUGGUAAAUCACUUGGGCCAUUAUCCAAUGAGUGGUGGUCCUGCUAUGUUAACAAGUCAGGUGUGUGAAAAUCAUGACAAUCAUUACAGUGAAAGUACUGAACUUUCUCCUGAACUCUUUGAGAGUCCAAAUAUCCAGUUCUUCGUGUUGAACAAUACAACCUUGGUGUCCUGUAUUCAGAUCAGAUCAGAAGAGAGUAUACCUGGAGGAGGUUUAUCUGCUGGUCUUGCAUCAGCCAAUUCAAAUGUCAGAAUCAUAGUACGUGAUCUUUCUGGAAAAUAUUCAUGGGAUUCUGCCAUCCUAUAUGGACCACCUCCUGUAAGUGGCUUGUCAGAACCUGCAUCUCUCAUACUUUCAUUGUCUCACCAAGAGAAGCCAGAAGAGCCACCUAGAUCUAACGAAUGCUUAGAAGAUAUAACAAUAAAAGAUGGGAUUUCCUGUCAGUUUAAAAGAUUUAGAGAAACUGUACCAACUUGGGAUACAAUCAGAGAUGAUGAAGAUGUUCUUGAUGAACUUUUGCAGUAUUUAGGUGUAACCAGUCCUGAAUGCUUACAGAGAACUGGAAUUUCACUUAAUAUUCCUGCUCCACAACCUGUGUGCAUUUCUGAAAAACAGGAAAAUGAUGUUAUUAAUGCUAUCCUUAAGCAACAUACAGAGGAAAAAGAAUUUGUUGAGAAACACUUUAAUGACUUAAACAUGAAAGCUGUGGAGCAAGAUGAACCAGCCCCUCAAAAGCCUCAGUCAGCAUUUUAUUAUUGCAGAUUGCUUCUUAGUAUAUUGGGAAUGAAUUCCUGGGACAAAAGGAGGAACUUUCAUCUCCUAAAGAAAAAUGAAAAACUACUUAGAGAACUUAGGAACUUGGAUUCAAGACAGUGCCGAGAGACACACAAGAUCGCAGUAUUUUAUGUUGCUGAAGGACAAGAAGAUAAACAUUCCAUUCUCACAAAUACAGGAGGAAGUCAAGCAUAUGAAGAUUUUGUAGCUGGUCUUGGUUGGGAGGUAAAUCUUACAAACCAUUGUGGUUUCAUGGGAGGACUACAAAAAAACAAAAGCACUGGAUUGACCACACCAUAUUUUGCUACCUCUACAAUGGAAGUAAUUUUUCAUGUCUCAACAAGAAUGCCUUCUGAGUCUGAUGACUCUUUGACCAAAAAAUUGAGACAUUUAGGAAAUGAUGAAGUACACAUUGUUUGGUCAGAGCAUACUCGAGACUACAGAAGAGGAAUUAUUCCUACAGAAUUUGGUGAUGUCCUUAUUGUAAUAUAUCCAAUGAAAAAUCACAUGUUCAGUAUCCAGAUAAUGAAAAAACCAGAGGUUCCCUUCUUUGGCCCACUUUUUGAUGGUGCUAUUGUGAAUGGAAAGGUCCUACCCAUUAUGGUUCGAGCAACAGCUAUAAAUGCAAGCCGUGCUCUGAAAUCACUGAUUCCACUGUAUCAAAACUUCUAUGAGGAGAGAGCACGGUACCUGCAAACAAUUGUCCAGCACCAUUUAGAACCAACGACGUUUGAAGAUUUCGCGGCGCAGGUUUUUUCUCCAGCUCCCUACCAUCACUUACCACCGGAUGCUGGCUCCUACCCAGAGGUUCUACCCAGUGAAACUCCCACAGCAACGCAGGUAGAUGGGGCCGACCUGGCCUCUCCAAUGUCUCCUCGAACUAGCAAAAGCCGUAUGUCCAUGAAGCUGCGUCGAUCCUCUGGCUCAGCCAAUAAAUCCUAAGGAGAUGAGCAGCCCAAGCAGAGAUCAGCAGUAGCCACCUUAGCAUGAACUUAGUGUUAACCCUUUUGGGCUCUUAUGUUUGCCAUAGCAUGCAUGUUCCUUCCUGAACAUUUAUUGUAAAAAGAACACUGGAUUUAAAUAAUUUGUAACUUAAUAUUUUAGAUUUGAGUUGUUUAUUCACUUGGUUUCCCCCCACACUGCAAACUGCCUUGGGGGAGAGGGGCAUUUAGUAUCCCUUCACCUUUCUAGAUAAUUAUGUCUAAGAAGUUUUACUUUUAAUUUCAUGAUUACCUUUGAACCAAAAUAGAAUGGUUCUCGUUAUUUUAUUUAUCAUGCCCCAUUGCAACUUUAUGGGCUCAGUAAAUAUAUAAUUUUUUUACAAAUGUAAAUUUUUAAAUUUAAGCAUUUGUAAAGUUAUAGCAAAAGUUGCAAAUCUGUUAAUACACAGGAUGUGUAUGGAUUAUUUAUGUUAUGAAAAUAAAACAUUAAAAUAAAUGGUCUUUUAGCAUCACAAAUUCUAACUGAAAUAAUUUUAGCAUUAACUUUUUCUUCCCAAAGCAAUGCCUCGUUUCUUGGCUGUAUGGUGACGCCGUGGCAUAUCUAGUAACCAGAAAAAUCACUGUGCUAACUUUGAUUUAAGUUUAGCUUCAAUAUUUUUCUAAUGUUUUGCUUUUUAAAUGGUAUCACUGUUAAAUGCCUCUUUUUUUUUUUUUUUUUGAGAUUGUGGCCCUUUAUUAUUGGCUAGUGGAUCCUGGUGUACUUAUGUUCUUUCUUAAAUACCAUAAAGGGGAGACUUGGGAGGAAAAAAGAAAAGAAGGAAAAAACUUUUCUGAUAUAAAUGUGUUAAUUAAAUUAUGUGUAUUUUUUUUAAAAAAAAGGAACAUGACCCAGGAGUCCAAAUUAAAUCUAAUAUUGUUAAUACUGAACUUGCAGGUGCAGUUGGUAUACAUUCCACUCUCCAGAGGUAUUUUCCUACAGUAGAUAAGCUGCUCACAUUUUGCUCAUAUUUUGUUUUAAACUGGCAUCUCCUAAGGAAAUGUAGCAUGGCAUCGGUACUAACUGCAUGUGUAAAUACAUCAUACAGCAAACUAUAAAAUAUAAAUUAUGUAUCAUUUUUCAUGUAGUAUCUACAAAUUUGUAACAGUGAAAAAAAUAUAUAUAGUAUUUAGUAAUACAAUAAAAAUAUCACUUAUGUCCA